GGACGUUAAAGUAAGAUCACCACAAGCAAUUAUCACCACACACACACACACACACACACACACACACAGAGAGAGAGAGAGAGAGAGAGAGAGAGAGAGAGAGAGAGAGAGAGAGAGAGAGAGAGAUGGAAUGGAAGAAGUGCUAUUUAGACGUGAUACUGGUGCCCUUAGGGUUCGCGGUGAUGUUGGGUUACCAUGUGUGGUUAUGGCAUAUGGUUCGAACCCAACCGCUCACAACAAUAAUCGGAACUAAUGCCACCGGCCGCAGGUUAUGGGUCUCUGCAAUCAUGAAGGACAAUGAUAAGAAAAACAUCUUAGCCGUCCAGACGCUCCGGAACACGAUUAUGGGAUCGACGCUGAUGGCCACGACAUCGAUCCUUCUGUCCUCAGGCCUAGCCGCCGUCAUAAGCAGCACAUACAGCGUGAAAAAGCCGAUCAACGACGCGGUCUACGGGGCCCACGGAGAGUUCAUGGUGGCUUUGAAAUACGUGACACUCCUCCUCAUCUUCAUCUUCUCGUUCAUCUGCCACUCCCUCUCAAUUAGGUUCGUGAACCAAGUCAACUUCCUCAUCAAUUGCCCGCAAGGCCUGCCGGCGUGCAACGACAUGAUAACCCCGGAAUACAUAUCGGAUCUGCUGGAGAAAAGCUUUACCCUCAACACUGUGGGGAACAGGCUCUUCUACUCGGCACUCCCCUUUGUGCUUUGGAUUUUCGGACCCGUCCUUGUUUUCUUGUGUUCUCUCACUUUGGUCCCUGUCCUUUACAACCUAGACAUUGUGUUUCCGAAAGAAAAGGGAGACAGUGAUACAGACUUUGGAACUUCUGUUGUGUAAAGGAUGUCACUAGCUAAUAGUAUUCUCAAUUAUGUAAUGAUUUGGUUGGUUGUUAUCGAUGAACUAGUUUCCGGCA
This is a messenger RNA of Rhododendron vialii, 909 nucleotides long. RefSeq lists its product as uncharacterized. Bases 126 to 833 code for a protein of 235 amino acids. Lineage: Eukaryota; Viridiplantae; Streptophyta; Magnoliopsida; Ericales; Ericaceae. The transcript is spliced from 2 exons. The record is from RefSeq and is a predicted model, not a curated record.